ACCCUUUCGAAAAGACCUACUAUAGUGAAACCUUAGGAGACGACCAAUCAGAAGAAGAUACUGAGGACAUGGCCCAAAGAAACAACAAUAACCCUCCUUCCAAUAACCUAAACAACAACCCGCUCAACAAUGCCAAUAACCCAAACAACCAAGCUAAUCCUAUUGAUAACCUCGC
Molecule: messenger RNA, 175 nt
Organism: Racocetra persica
Lineage: Eukaryota; Fungi; Glomeromycota; Glomeromycetes; Diversisporales; Gigasporaceae
Source: the annotation of a GenBank genome assembly